This is a messenger RNA of Actinia tenebrosa (Australian red waratah sea anemone), 1074 nucleotides long. RefSeq lists its product as uncharacterized. Lineage: Eukaryota; Metazoa; Cnidaria; Anthozoa; Actiniaria; Actiniidae. Gene Ontology annotation, molecular function: acetylgalactosaminyltransferase activity. Gene Ontology annotation, cellular component: Golgi cisterna membrane. The record is from RefSeq and is a predicted model, not a curated record.
CCUUUAUCUGCAAGUUUUGUGAAGGUGUCUAUUAUUUUUCUCGGUUUACUCACUUUUAUUUUUAACAUCACAUUUUUGUUAACAGUUUCAAAAACUAGAGUURAUAUUUCAAAAUACAACUUGUUGAAUUUGAUUGAGACUCGUAUUGUAUGGGAAGGUACGAUAGAUGAUGUUGGGCAGAAAAGUGAACUCCAUGGACUCAGCCAACAUAUGUGGCUGAACGUGUGCUGCUCAUGCGUGGAUUCUCUUUGCAACGUUCCACUUUUUCCAAAAGCUCCAAACAAAAGAACAAUCAUCAAUGGAACAGAAUUCUCUUGGCCCGGAAAUAAAAGAUACRCGGAGAGAAUCUUUGGUUUUCUUCAGCCUCCGAAAACCGCUUCGUAUAGGUUCGCUAUUUCUUCGGAUGAUUCGUCGGAGAUUUGGCUCAGUUCCGAUGAGAAAAGUGAGAAUUCAGUUCUUAUCGCCAAAGUAGGAGAAAAGAAACAAAACGCCUGGGCAUACAAAUAUGAUUACUGGAAAUAUUCUACUCAAAUAUCCAAUGAAAUAGAACUCAUAGCGGGCAAGAAAUACUUCAUCGACAUCAUCCAUGUACAAUUUGGUCAUGACGAGCAUCUUGUUGUCCAGUGGAAAGACUCUGUUAAUGCAAACUUUUCUGACAUACCACUAGAAUAUUUAUCCCCCUAUUUUACAGAAGAUUCGGAUACUAAUCUUGACAUUUUUCACUACGAUGUUUUGAUACCCGAGGCUGAAAGCUGCAAGAACUUAACCACAGAAAAUCCCUUUUUGCUUCAACGUCAUCUCACGUACGCAGAACAUGAUGAAUUCAAACAAGUUUUACCAGUUGUUGAUUUGGGAUUCUUAAACGAAAUUCACCACUCAGAAAGGAGCCUCAAGGAACCGUACGAAUCACUAUCGAAACAUUUCCAUGGAACGAACGUCUAUCCGUUUGAGCCGAAGGUGAAGAACAUCUUUGAAUGGGAUGUAGUACCUUGGGAUUCGUUCGGUAUGGGAGAAGAGGACGCUAUGGCCAUUGUAGCAUCCUAUAUGGACAGGUUGAAUGCUUCUACUAAUGAG